Cylicostephanus goldi is the source of this 510-nucleotide messenger RNA. The record is from the annotation of a GenBank genome assembly. Lineage: Eukaryota; Metazoa; Nematoda; Chromadorea; Rhabditida; Strongylidae.
AUGGACAAGCUGCUAGAGGAGCAUGAUGAUGAUUGCAACCCGUGCGUAUCAAGCAUAGAUGACAAUGAAGGUAUGAGUGUUGGACCUGUUGUUUAUGACCUCAAUAAAAAGCAAGAAGAGAUUGUCACAAGAGUUACGUCUGCGGCUAAGUCGGGCAAAACAAGCAAAGACCGUGUGUUCUUCGUUUACAGAAAGGCCGGCUGUGGCGAAACUUGCACCUUUAACGUUUUGAUUCAUGUACUUGAAAGCAGUGGAUUUAUCAUCGCUGUCGCUUCUACUUGGAAAGCUGUCACGCUUUUGAAGGAUGGUCAAAAUUGCCAAAUUGGUCAAAUUGCCAAACAGGAUGGUCAAAUUCGGCAACUCAACUCUGAUUCUGUUGCCAAUGUAGAUGCUUCUGUACAAGGAAAGAUGUUGCGCGACAUUGACGUAAUAGUAUGGGAUGAGAUUUCUAUGCAAACUCGAUACGCAGUCGAAUGUAUGGACAGAUUAUUAUGUGGCUGCACCAGAUAA